UGCCUCAGCCAGACUGGCGAAGCGACUGCAUGUCACACAGUUCGCAGGGUGGAUGGUUUGCUUAAGCAACAAGUACCGAACUUCUUAGGUUAUAUGGUCUAACGAUUCAUGCCUAAAAUUUUAUUUUAAAGGCACAAUGGAGUCCCGCAUGAAAGAAAAGUCACUUCUUUGGAAAUGGUGUGCCUGCAGAGGGAUGUAAUACUUUAAUUCGUCUGUGGAUUGCAUAAUGCGGGGACGUCUCCUUCUACCGUUAUUCUGUCAAGGUCUGGAUUGAGUACAACAAGGAGCAGAAGGACACCGAGGCUUUCCGAAUUAAUGCAUUCCUUGUCCCUUUUUUGAAAGAACAAAACACUUAGUGGAUUUUUAUGGAUAUACCUGGGUUCUGUGGAUAGAUUAUGCAUUCAACAGGAUGGGAGCGAACAAUGGUAAAAACUAUGGAAGUGAGGGCAAAGGCAGUUCAAGCAUCUCAUCCGACGUGAGUUCAAGUACAGAUCACACACCGACAAAAGCUCCAAAGAAUGCGGCUACCAGCGAAGAUUCUGACCUGAGCAUGCGGACGCUGAGCACGCCCAGCCCUGCUCUAAUCUGCCCGCCCAGUUCACAGGCAUGCAUCAACGGGAAGGACUCGUCCACCUCCUCUUCCUCUGUUACUGGGGAGACCAUCGCCAUGGUGCAUGCCCCUCCUACCACCUGCCUGCCCCACCCCCACAUACGGCCCGCGUCCAGGCAGCAGAAGGAGCAGGCUCCCAUCGACAUCCUGCCCGACCACUCCUUCAUCCAGAUCUUCUCCCACCUGCCCACGAACCAGCUCUGCCGCUGCGCGCGGGUCUGUCGCCGCUGGUACAACCUGGCCUGGGACCCGCGGCUAUGGAGGACUAUCCGCCUGACGGGGGACAUGGUGAAUGUGGACCGCGCCCUGAGGAUCCUGACUCGCCGGCUGUGCCAAGACACGCCCAACGUGUGCCUCAUGCUGGAGACGGUCAUCGUCAGUGGCUGCCGGCGUCUCACCGACAGGGGACUCUACACCAUUGCGCAAUGCUGCCCCGAGCUGCGGCGGCUGGAGGUGUCCGGCUGCUACAACAUCUCCAACGAGGCCGUCUUUGACAUCGUGUCGCGUUGCCCCAACUUGGAGUAUCUCGACGUUUCGGGCUGUUCCAAGGUGACCUGCAUCAGCCUGACGCGGGAGGUCUCCGUCAAGCUGUCCCCCCUGCACGGCAAGCAGAUCUCCAUCCGCUACCUGGACAUGACGGACUGCUUCGUGCUGGAGGACGAGGGGCUGCACACCAUCGCGGCGCACUGCACCCAGCUGACGCACCUGUACCUGCGCCGCUGCGUGCGCAUCACCGACGAGGGCCUGCGCUACCUGGUCAUCCACUGCGGCGCCAUCAAGGAGCUGAGCGUGAGCGACUGCCGCUUCGUCAGCGACUUCGGCCUGCGGGAGAUCGCCAAGCUGGAGUCCCGGCUGCGCUACCUCAGCAUCGCCCACUGCGGCCGCAUCACGGACGUGGGAAUCCGCUACGUGGCCAAGUACUGCACCAAGCUGCGGUACCUCAACGCGCGGGGCUGCGAGGGCAUUACGGACCAUGGCCUGGAGUACCUGGCGAAGAACUGCGCCAAGCUCAAGUCUCUGGACAUUGGCAAGUGCCCCCUGGUGUCCGACGGCGGCCUGGAGUUCUUGGCGCUCAACUGCUUCAACCUGAAGCGGCUCAGUCUCAAGUCGUGCGAGAGCAUCACCGGCCGGGGGCUGCAGAUCGUGGCGGCCAACUGCUUCGACUUGCAGCUGCUGAACGUGCAGGACUGCGAAAUCUCGGUGGAGGCUCUGAGGUUCGUCAAGCGCCACUGCAAACGCUGCGUCAUCGAGCACACCAACCCUGCUUUCUUCUGAGAGGGAGAGCAGCACCCUUUCAACACAGCUGGGAGGGAGACCAAAACUUCUGGGAAGGGUGUGCAAUACAGGUUUGUUUGUUUUCAGUGCCGUUGGCAAUACUCCAUUGUACUAGAUCACGAGGUGAAACGCUCAUACGCAACAACGAAGGACGGUCUACGUACCAGUGUAAUUAAGAUUUCUGCUUUGUUUUUUCAUCUACGUUUUCGUUAAAUUAUUUUCGAUUUUCUCCCCAACAAUAGGCAAUCUAUGAGUUCUUCGUUUGCCAACUCAAAAUCAGUAUAUCAUGUACUGUACUUGAAGUAAUAAAAAAUCAUUUUCAUAUGGUAUAUACUGUACAUGUACAGGGCUUCUGUUGUUCUUUUCUGUUAUCCUAUAAGAUUUCAGUUAAUAUUUGUUCAAGGCAUAUUUCCCAGAUUUCCCAACCUACAACUGAAACAUCAUUUUUUGUAAAUCAUCCAUGCUUUAUUUUUCAUUUACAACUACAAUGUGUGCAAACAAUAUGGAAACUUUUGCAUUCACUUUAAGUGUAAGAUGAAUCGGGACUUUUUAACACCUGAUUAAAGGGGUAUCUCUAAUUGUGCUCAAGCAAAGGAGGGUUAAUCAAUCACAAAAUCUUUGCUUGCUUGCAGUUUCUGCAUUGUACUUGUAAAUAAAAAAGUAAGAGCAAUUUUACAGGACAGAUUAGUGAUUAAACAGCACAAACCCACAUGUCAAAUCUAUUCCUCUGUCAUGCUUUUUGUCAGCUGGGCCUGAAGUUUUAAAUGGGUGUCUAGUUUGUGAAGAAGAGAACAUUUGAGGAGAGAAUAUCAAAAUACAAAAUCCCUUAAUUAAGUCAAGAAGCUCCAUUAAAAUUAAACGUGUUGCAAAUGUAGCAGAUUUCAUGUAAUAUAAAGCUUAGUCUGUGAGAUGACAUCAUGUACCACUUGUUAGCCAUAUUUAAAGCUAUAAAAAUGUACAGUCAUUUGAUAGCAAUACAGUACUUUACAUUGCUGUGUAACUAGUAUGCUAAAAGGACUUUUUCACAAUACAAUUGCACUUUCAGAACUAUUGUGCAACAUGCUUUAGUGUUUGACAACUUGAUUUUUCUACAUACAUUAUAAAUAAUUGUUCAAUUAUUAUGUCAAAAGACUGUAAGAUGUAAAAAUGAUUUUGUAUGCUCUCAUAUUACUGUCUUAAGACACCUCUCCACCCCUUAUUGUAUGCCUUUGGUAUGAAGCCAGUGCAUUUAUUUAUCAGCAAGCUAACGUGGAGAUUGGUUGAUCAUAUUUCUCCCAGUAACUGUUUUUAAACCACUCAAAACUAGAAAAAAAAAAUCCUUGUGUAACAGAUUUCCCUUUUUCGUUAUCUUUCGGAAAAUGUUAAUUAUUCUCAGCAACACACAACAUAUGCAAUUGUUCAUGACACAGUUUUUUUUUUACUCUCAUACAAGGAAAGUUGGUAAUGUUUACUAUAAACCAUGUAGUCAUACCGCUUUGUCUGUUAUGAAAAAAUCUGAUAUAUGGCCACACUAAUUAUUUUGUAAAUGACUCUAUUUCUAAUAUUGGUUAAAAUUUCGAAGGAAAUAGUUGUAUUUUAUAGGAAAAUACCUCAAUUGGCAGAUUCUUGCAUGCUGUCACUACAAGAUAUGUAAUCCUAGAUUGGAAACUUUUACAUUCAGUGCUUGUAAUAUAAAUUGCCUGAUAACCAGUGUUAAUAUGGAGUGAUUUAAUGUUCUUUUCCUUUAAAAGUCCCCCUGCACCUUUGUUUGAAUACUUGUAUAUUGUGCUUUGCAACUACUGUCUGGACAAUCAUUUGUUGCAUUCAAGUCUUCCUUCGGCAUUAAUCGUUUUUUUUCUGCAAAAUCAGAACGUUUCAGAUCAUCUGCUCAAUGUUAAAAGUAAAAAUAUAAAUGUAAAUAACCAAAAUAAGGGUGAACUGUAAUGCUUUUGGAACAGUUUUUUUUUUCUUUUCAAAUAAUCUAAU
Messenger RNA from Lepisosteus oculatus (spotted gar), 3850 nucleotides. It is a transcript of the gene fbxl7, whose product is annotated as F-box and leucine-rich repeat protein 7. Lineage: Eukaryota; Metazoa; Chordata; Actinopteri; Semionotiformes; Lepisosteidae. Gene Ontology annotation, biological process: SCF-dependent proteasomal ubiquitin-dependent protein catabolic process. Gene Ontology annotation, molecular function: protein binding. The record is from RefSeq and is a predicted model, not a curated record. Gene Ontology annotation, cellular component: SCF ubiquitin ligase complex.